CAAUGUAGUUCUAACUUCUUAGGCUGGAGACACUUUCGCUAGCAUGUUACGUCAAUUAUUCUUGUGCAGUGUUCUGCUAUUCGGUGCAGUUCUUGGAGAUGACAGUCUUCCAGAACUUCGCCCACGUCCACGCUUCAACGCAACCGAAUCCGGAUCAUCCAGCAACGGCAGCGGACACCGCAUCGUGGGUGGAUUUGUAAUCAAUAUCGCCGAUGCGCCCCACCAGGUGUCGCUCCAGUUCCGACUGCGACACAUUUGCGGCGGAUCCAUCAUCUCGUCGAAGUGGGUUCUUACGGCGGCGCACUGUACGGAGCUUGCUUCGUCGCCACAGCAGCUGCGGGUUCGGGUGGGUUCGGCGCGGCAUGCCCUUGGGGGUGCCGUGAUUCCGGUCAAACGGAUUGUUCAACAUCCGUUGUAUGACAGCGUUAGCAUUGAUUACGACUACUCGUUGUUGGAACUGCAGAGGGCGAUCUGGCUUGGCAGGAACGCCGCGGUCGUGCCGUUGCCCGUGCAGGGUGAGUCCGUUCCGGAUGGGACUCUUUCGCUGGUUACCGGAUGGGGUAACACUCAGAGUACCUCCGAGUCCCAAGUGCUCCUGCGAGCGGCAUACGUCCCGACCUUCAACCAGAACGGCUGCAACUCCGCUUAUUCCGUGUACGGAGGCGUCACCGAUCGUAUGAUCUGCGCCGGAUUCGCGGCUGGCGGUCGAGACGCCUGCCAGGGUGAUUCCGGCGGUCCGUUGGUCGCCAACGGUAAGCUCAUCGGAGUCGUAUCGUGGGGCAUCGGUUGUGCCCAGGCCAACUAUCCCGGCGUGUACGCACGGGUCGCCGCCGUACGUGACUGGAUUCGGACCAACAGUGGAGUCUAAGGGGAAUCAAUUAAAGAAACCACACUCGCACACACGAAGCAUGAACUAAUCGCCAAUAAAACAUCCAUAAAUCACUGCUACUGUUAAA
Culex quinquefasciatus (southern house mosquito) is the source of this 956-nucleotide messenger RNA. Its product is annotated as trypsin-1. Gene Ontology annotation, molecular function: serine-type endopeptidase activity. The transcript is spliced from 2 exons. NCBI's taxonomy places the organism in Eukaryota, Metazoa, Arthropoda, Insecta, Diptera, Culicidae. The record is from RefSeq and is a predicted model, not a curated record. The coding region runs from base 44 to 868 and encodes 274 amino acids. Gene Ontology annotation, biological process: proteolysis.